GAUGACGUGACUCCCCCCUCCUCCAGCUCGUGUGCAAGAGUGGUUCGCUCGUGCUCCUGCUCGUUCUCGCUCUUUCUGUUUCCACGAGCGCGCGGUGAACAGCAGCGUUUCAUUCAAUAUCAACUAAAUCACAUUAAAAAGAACAACAGCGCCACAUUUUGUUUAACUGCUUUUCUGUUUGUUAGUAAAGUUCCCUGUCACUCUCCUUUUCUCCUUUCUCAUUGAUUUAUCCUCCUCUACUUCUGUAUUUCUGGACUCAAGAAAAUGCGCAACAGAAGCACCCGGAACUCUGCUUUGGAUCAGCCCAAUUCUACUGAAGGCCAGUCGGACCGUACCACCUCCGCCGGCAGCAGGGGGCGUUUGUCCAAUGCGGCACUUGAAGGUCUGAAAUCGGAGUGCGCUGUGGUGUGGUUCGACCGUGUUGUGUACGAGCGAGCAGAGAGCAUGUACUAUACCCGACUUCAGGAGCGUCCGAAUGGCACGACUGCUCCCGCGAGCUCUACCAUUUCCUCUCGAAACAAGAAGGCCUGUUACCAUGUCGAUCAGGAGGCCUGUCACCAUGUCAAUCAGGCCGUACGGGUAAAUGAACCCGACUUUGACCAAGCCGAGAGCAAUUUUGUGGGACGCUUUCCAAAAGAUCAGAUCCUGUCGGUGACGCCAAGAUCUCUUCCACUACAGGCCACCAUCCACCCCUCCCAGACACCAUGCGAUGAGGGCUACCAAUCACAAACUCCCACUCCUCCCACACCGGCUUCAAAACCAAUCAACGGCCUUCCUUGCCUGCAGCCGCCCUUAAUUGGGGUGUGGCUACAGAAGCCACUUUUUGAUAGAGCGGAGGCGUCUUACUAUCAAAACAUGUACAGUCGUAACCAGCCACCGGCCAACAAUGAAUAUUCCAACUCGGAACGUCGAAAUGAUAUUGUGGCGAUCAAAACAAAGCCCGCUGCUAUACGCAGCCAGCAGAAUUCUGAUGAUGUCCCCGCCAAUCAAGGAUCUGCGCAGUACUUCUUCCUGCAUGCAGACAGCGAGAGGGUGUGGCUUGAUCGUGGACGCUUUGUGGAAGCGGAGACUCGUUUCUACGAAGGAGCUGCAGCAAGAUCCAUCGAAACGCCGAUUAACCAUUCUAGCAAUUUUUGGAAGAAGUAUGACUCAGUCAAUAUUCUGGAACGAAUGCACACAUUUCAUGCUUUAUUUAGUAUUAAUUUAACAAUUUGCUUAGUUUAAAAAGUAUACAGCAAUGUGAUGUCACUAUCAUACCCACUAUAAAGCAACAGUCUCAUUACAAAAGUAAAAAUCACAUUCAUUUUCUCCCAUAUGUAAAUUCAUUUUAAACGAUAAAAUUUUAAAGACCGAUUGUAAAGCAGUUCAAUGGAAAGGAGGAGGCGAGAACCGGCCUGGCAAUAUUAAUAAUAUUUUAAUGAUUAACUUAAACAAAAGACAAACACACACACAGUCUACCUGGAUGAGGGAGGGGACAAGGGGAGGGAAACAGAAAUAUGAAAAACUUCCUGUUACAGUGUAGUACCCCCAAAAAACACUAAAAUUUAAACGAGAGGGGAAAGGCCAACGUGGAGCGGCAGUGGGAGAGAGAGGAUAGAGAGAGAUGAAAAAAAAACACUUACUCACCAGUUCUCCGAUACGCCGCAGCUUGUUCCUCGGCCACUCCUUCUCCCUCUAACGGACGACAGCUGCCUCUCCGGGCGGAUCGGAGGCAGUCCUCCAGCCCCUGGCGGACGGAAUGCCCCACCACAUUCUCGGGGAACAGAAGGGGUCUCCCCCGCCCCUGGCAGCGGUUCUCCCGCUCCAGGCAGACGGCAGCGAGCCCCUCCCUACUCGCGGUCGGCGGUCUCAGGCCCCGCCGCAUUUCAGCGGCUGGUAGGGGACUCCUCCGCCCCGGCAGCGGCCCUGACCCCUCCAGGCGGUCGGUUAGGAGCCCCUUCUCCCCUCGCGGUCGGCUGCUCCGUUGGGGUGGACGGUAGUGGCGAGAAAUCUACUAUGGCGUAUCCCUCCUCCUCCCCCCCGUAUUUCGGCACCAGUGUAAAGCAGUUCAAUAGAAAGGAGGCGGCGAGAACCGGCCUGGCAAUAUAAACAAUAUUUGAAUGAUUAACAAAAUAUUGCGUCCUGGGCUUUAAGGCUGCGCAAUCUAGAUUGGUUAUCCCCCAUCCAUUGAAAACCCCCUGGUAGUCAAGGUCCCCCUGGGCACUGGUCGGUAAACUGUCCCUGAUAAUAUAUUUACAGUAUUGAAGCAUAAAAAUAUUAUCAGAAAUUUAGGAAACAUGCUAGUUCUCCGAAAACAAUGCUAGAGCCAGUAUAUGCUAACCCCCCCUUUGGAGAUAAUUGGCCCCAGGGCCUUUGCAAGUCUUAAUCCGUCCCUGUAUAUUACAUGUUGCUCCUUUAAAUUAAUAGUUUUAUAUUUUCACAUCGUUUUUAAUUCGACUGCAUCAUUACGUACACAGUCUUGUGUCUUUAUCCAAUUCUCAUAAAUUUUUGCAUCAAAUCAAAGUUUGUGAUGUUGUGAUUCACCUCGAAGCUGGUUGGUUUGGUUCAUGGCUCGCAACUCUUUUAUGAAGGAUUUUAUGUAAUCAAAAUGCAAAAACGCGAAUGGGAAAAAUCCGGAACCAAGACGGCUGAAGAAGUGGGUGGGCACUGUCGCGUGCCAUUGUAGGUAACAUUAAACUUCAAACAUUAAAAGAAUACAUCACCCAAAAAUGAUAUUUUCCUUUCUUUUGUGUGACACAAAUAUGUGCUCUUUCAUACGGCUAACUAAUACAUCUUCUGUUGUCCGCCAGCUUCAUGCCACCUUAUGUAUUUCUCAUGUCGUCCAAAGCAUUUUAUUUACAACCUUUGUUCCGUUUUUACACGUUCAUUCUUGUCUUUUCUCCAUUGUGUUGGCUUGGAAGAGUCAUUUGUCUGAUUUGAGUUGUGUAUUUCUUUUGGUUCUCUUCAUUUGCUUGGUUUUGUUUUGUUGAAUAAUUCUGCAUGGUUGCAUAAACAUGGAUUGUGGCGCUACACUACAGUCCCACACAUACUGUCAUUCUCAUUAAGGGCAAAAAGAUAGAAACAAAGUCACAUACUGGAGUCCGUACCAGUUUAUUAAAGCUUUCUAAUGCCACAUUCCUAAAGUGUUACAUAACUUUAAAGAUAUAGUUUGUUAUAUGCAUUCUAGCACACAGAGACCACAGUGUUAUCUUGAUUGUUUUGUUGGUUUUUACAGGUUUUGCAUGUGUUUCUG
Messenger RNA from Xyrauchen texanus (razorback sucker), 3232 nucleotides. RefSeq names its product eukaryotic translation elongation factor 1 delta b (guanine nucleotide exchange protein) (gene eef1db). NCBI's taxonomy places the organism in Eukaryota, Metazoa, Chordata, Actinopteri, Cypriniformes, Catostomidae. Gene Ontology annotation, biological process: translational elongation. Gene Ontology annotation, molecular function: translation elongation factor activity; guanyl-nucleotide exchange factor activity. The coding region runs from base 265 to 1224 and encodes 319 amino acids. Gene Ontology annotation, cellular component: cytosol; eukaryotic translation elongation factor 1 complex. The record is from RefSeq and is a predicted model, not a curated record. The transcript has 3 exons.